Molecule: messenger RNA, 422 nt
Organism: Tachyglossus aculeatus (Australian echidna)
Lineage: Eukaryota; Metazoa; Chordata; Mammalia; Monotremata; Tachyglossidae
Product: defensin-B5-like
Exons: 2
Coding region: 17-346 (109 amino acids)
Biological process (GO): defense response
Cellular component (GO): extracellular region
Source: RefSeq, a predicted model, not a curated record
GGGGCGACCAGCAGUCAUGAGGGGACUCCUUCCCUUUCUGUUUCUCCUAUUCUUUUUUCUGUCUCCAAUCCAGGCUCAGCCAGAGGGCCAGGAGGAGGAACCUGAAGAAACCUGGUCCGAGGACGGGGCCCAAGCCCGAACCCAGGACGCGGAAGACUCGGAGGUCAUGGGAGCUGAGAAUGAGGCGAGGUCAGCAACAGAACAUGCUUCCCCCGAGGUCUUCGAGGAAACUUGUAGAGAACUGGGAGGAAAGUGCCGCUACGGAUUUUGUCCCUGGAAUGAAAAUCGGAUCUUCAACUGCAAGUUUGCCCGCCCUUGCUGCAGGAAAAGAAAAGCCAUCCCUUGAGGCUUAGAAAUACCCAGAGGCCAAAGCGGGACCCUGAAGAAAUGAUCUCAGCGGUUCCUCACCCCAACCUUCCUUA